UCUAUUAUUAGUCCAUCAGUAACAAACACAUCUCGCCACAAAUAAAAAAGCACAGGCGGCCGUCUAACGUGACUGUAGCUCGGUUCAUAAAAAGAACCACAAACAGACAUAAAACAACAUUUUGUUUUCUUUUCCACCGUUACACAGAAAGUAAACCCAUUCGCAGACUGCAGCUGUUUCAAGGUUUCCAAUGUCUCAGUACAAAACCAGAGGGAAAUUGGAGAAAAAGGUGGCAGAUAAGUCCAUUCAUCUCCAGUCUUCUUCUGUGAAAAGCAGACAUGCAGGUGAAGAAAGAAGAGAAAAGGCAGCUGGAAGUCACAUCACAUCCUCAAGUCUAAAAAGAAAUGCUAGAGAAAAUAAGUCAAUCGUCCCUCAAACUCCUCCCACAUCAACCCAUUCCCUACCCACUUUCAGAAACCCUCCUCCUAUAGAGCCUCUCUAUGACCCGGAGCUCCGCCCCUUUGUGUUUCCCACACACUGCGAUGCUCUCUUCGCCUCACUGCGAGGACUCAAGGAGGAGGGGCUUCUGCUGGACUGCAGUUUAAAACUCCUUGGCAACUCCCACAAGGCUCACCGACUGGUGCUCGCUGCUGUCAGUCAAGCGGCAGGGGCGUGGCUGUCAUCUGGAGAGGCGGGGCUCAAGGAAUUGGAGCUGGAUGGAGAUCGGGUGACUCCUGCAGGACUGAAGGCUGUACUGGACUUCAGCUACAGUGGAGAAGUGGACAGAGGAGAAACGGACGAGGUGCUGGAAGCCUGUAGGUGUUUAGGGGCAGAAAGCCUCGAGCGGCUGUGUGUCAGAGAUGCUGUGGUCAGCGGGAGUGAAGAGAGGGAAAGAAGCCUGAGGGUCAUCCGAACACUGUGGGAGAGAAACGUUGGCUGUGAUGUCAUCAUACAGACAGACUGUGGAGACCGUUUCCCUGCCCAUCGCGUCAUAUUAGCAGCAGGUGCGGACUACUUUCGGGCUCUGCUCUGCGGAAGGUUACGGGAGUCCGGCGAGGGCGUGGUGUUGCUGCGCGGUGUGCAGUCAUGGGUGCUGCGCGAUCUGCUGGACUUCAUUUACUCUGGCCGACUGAACCUGAGCUGCAGGAACGUGUGGGAUCUGACAGAAGCUGCUUCACAGUUUCAGCUGCAGGGGGCGCUGGCGCUGUGCCUAAACUUCCUGCAGGAUAAUAUGGAUGAAACUUCUUGCCUGGAUAUUCUGGCCUUGGCUGAAGCCUACAGUCUGGAGGAUCUGGGCAGACGGACAGAGGACUAUGUUUUAGCCCACUUUCAGAGGGUCGCGGACGGAGAGAAGUUCAAGGACCUGCCCUGCGUCCAGCUGCAGCGCCUGCUGGAGAGAGAUGCGCUCAAUGCAGACAGUGAGCUGGCCGUGUUCAGAGCUGUGGUGAACUGGGUGGAGGAUGAUAAAGACCGGAGACUGCCUCAUCUCUCACGACUGAUGCAGAGCGUUCGGUUCGCUCUCAUGAGACCAGAGGAGCUGCAGGAGGUGCAGGACUGUAAGCUGAUGCUCAGGAGUUCAGGAGGGAAAACAGUGCUGGAAACUGUGAAAAAUCUCCUGCAUGGUGAUCGGAGAACAUCGGACUGCAAACCACGAACACCGAACCAGGUUUUGGUGCUCGUUGGUGGAGAUUGUGUGAAUGAGAAUUUCGAGCGUCGAGAGCCGAACCUGUGCUUGUGGUUCGCCCGGCGCUUCAUGCGCGGAGAGGGACUCAUCCGAACCAUCGAGUGGAGACCUUUAGCGCACCUCCCCGAACCACCACGCUUCCGGCACUGUGUGUGUGUCCUCAACAACUCGCUCUAUAUCCUCGGAGGCCGGAAGUACUACGGUGCCCUGGACAUUCUGAAGACUGCGCUGAGAUUUGAUCCUGCUCAGGGCACAUGGGAACGUCUUCCUGACAUGUCCAGACCCAGGGAUUACUUCGCCGCUGUGUGUCACAGAGGGAAGGUGUUUGUCUUGGGCGGAAACUGUGAUGAUGUGAACUGUCUGGACUCAGUGGAGUGUUACACGCCUGAGGACAACACCUGGAGGUCUUGGAGUCUCUACCUGAAUCAGGUGUGUUUGAUUAAGGAGACACACAAAAUGUGCAGUGUUGGUGGGGGCUCCAGGAACAGGGUUGAAAACGCCUGGUUGUGUCAUCCUCUGGACGCUGCUCUCUGCGGUCACGCCGCGGCCGUGUUGAACGGAGAGAUGUUUGUGUCGGGCGGUUGUGACUCUCAUCUGCGCUGCUGUCCGUGUCUGUGGAUCUACGACCCGGUGCACGGCUGCUCAAAACGCGCACCUAUGACAGCAGGAGCGGGACGGGCAGGUCAUGUAAUGCUGGUUUCGGGACACCGAUUGGUCGUGGCCGGGGGGUUGCAGCCAAUGUGGGCGGGGUUUGGAGACCAGCUGCAGUGCGAGUCGUAUGAUCCCGUUCAUGACUCCUGGACGUCUUUCCCCAUGCUGCCCCGACCGCACCUCUCACCCGCAGCGGCCGCUCUUGACGGUCAGCUGUAUGUUUUGGGAGGGUCUUCGGCCGAUUCUGCCCGUGACACACCGUGGGUGCACCGUUAUGACCCACAGGCAAAGUGCUGGGACAAACUGGGAGCAAUGCCGCGACCUUACGCGGAUCUCGCCGCAUGCGCUUUACAGCUGCCUGUCGGUCUGAAGAGCUGAAAGAGCGGUUGAAAUGUAAUUUUUGUGAAUAUUUAUUUGUUUAUUCAAAUACUAUGACUUCCUGGGACUGUUAUGUCACUUGCACAAAAUUCAGGGUGAACAAAAUAAUAUGCUAAAUAUUACUGACCAGCUGACAGGUGCAAACUACCAACAACUGCCUAUUACAUUAACUUCAUAUAACAAUAAAUAUCAUGAGGCAGGUAGAGCUGGACAAAAACAAAAUGACUAGAACUGUAGGAAAAUGACAUAUCACCACUGAUUGGCUGAUGCAAAUUCUUAAAAAGUAAAGGAAAAUUCUGCAGCAGAGGUGCAUUAAAUUCAACAGUUGUCAUAACAGAGUGUAUAUUUCAUUAUCUAUGAAUUCAAAAUUCCAUUCAUUCUCUAUAUUUAGAUUAGUUUCCUGCUCUUGUAAUUCAUAGCCUAUGUAAAUACAUUUACACAAUAUUCACCUUUUUUGUGCUAUAUUCUGUAGCUUCUGCUGUUCUUGCAGUGUAAAAAUGGUAUAAGUGAAUGUGGAUGUGAAUUUUAGUAUUAAAAAAAGGAACCUUUUUAUCUGGUUUGACCCCUUGUCUAGUCAGUCAUUGCAGCGCUGGGGGUCCUUAUAUGCAUGUUGAUCAGUGUAAAAAAAAAAAAAAAACGAGA
Onychostoma macrolepis is the source of this 3295-nucleotide messenger RNA. RefSeq names its product kelch-like protein 33. Gene Ontology annotation, molecular function: protein binding. Lineage: Eukaryota; Metazoa; Chordata; Actinopteri; Cypriniformes; Cyprinidae. The record is from RefSeq and is a predicted model, not a curated record. The transcript is spliced from 9 exons. Bases 191 to 2653 code for a protein of 820 amino acids.